GGUUCCAAUUGAGUACUUCUAACUGAAAUAAUUAAUCUAAAAUAAAUGAUUUUUUUAUGAAAAAUAAAAUUACAUGAAAAAACACUUGUUAAAAUAGAAAAAUUUAAUUAAAUAAAUAGACAUGACAAGUGAAAUAGAUAAUACAGAUGACCUCAUACAACAAAAAAUUUUAUCUGCAAAAAAGGAAAGAAAAAUAAAAAUCAUAAGAAUCAUAACAGUAAUUGCUUACUUAAUAGCCGUCUCUACAGCAUCAGUAAUGCUAUCUGCUUAUUAUAUGUUUUUAUGGAAACCUCAAGUCCGAAAUUUAACUCUUCCAUCAGACACCGAAGAAGGGAUAAUGAUGGCCCAGCACAGUGAUGUUAAUCAUUAUACAGAUUCUGCGACUUCAAUGAAUAUCAAGAACCCCAUCACUGCAGUCUCCUCUCGAAUCAUAAAUACAUUUUCGCAAGUUAAAAAUAUUAAUGAUGUUCCUGAAAUUAUCGUAAGUCCAUCUACUGAUCUAAGUUCAUCACAUACAUAUCAAAUAAUAUCCUCAAUCAAUGAACUCACGUCCACUUCACAUUGGGAAAGUGCAACGGACAUCACUGAAUCACCAUUGUGAUUGAUAGCUUAUAUUUAUGAACAUUCAUGUAAUAACUAAAUAUUGAACGAUUAAUUUUGUUAAUUAAAUAAAAUUUUAAUUAUAUUCAUUUUAAUCUUGUGAUUUAUUAAAAAUAAAGAAAAGUACAUGCAAAAACAACCUUAACUUAUCGGUAGUUAUAUAAGUUUUUAUAAUCUAAUUUAUUUGUACAAUUUUGUUUGUUUAUUAAAUCAACCUUCAGUAAUAAAUAUACAAAAGAAUAAUUAUUUUUAUGGUUAUAUUAAAUUUUAGAAUCAGUCUGUGUGUUAAAUGA
Messenger RNA from Daktulosphaira vitifoliae (grape phylloxera), 893 nucleotides. RefSeq lists its product as uncharacterized. The coding region runs from base 122 to 601 and encodes 159 amino acids. The record is from RefSeq and is a predicted model, not a curated record. The transcript has 5 exons. NCBI's taxonomy places the organism in Eukaryota, Metazoa, Arthropoda, Insecta, Hemiptera, Phylloxeridae.